Messenger RNA from Closterium sp. Naga37s-1, 831 nucleotides. Lineage: Eukaryota; Viridiplantae; Streptophyta; Zygnematophyceae; Desmidiales; Closteriaceae. The record is from the annotation of a GenBank genome assembly.
AUGGAGUGGUUAACGAGCACUGAGGGUCUGAAUGCCCGUCAGGAGCUGGAGGCGUCCGUUCGUGAGCACCACCCUCACUUGCGUGAUGAGGAGGUCGACCUCAUUGUGGAUGGUCGUCUACUACGCAUGGUUCGGGAGCGCGCGGCGGAGCAAGCACCUGCGAGCGGCCAGCAAGGAGGAACCGGUGAAGGAGGAGCUGUGCACGAGGCUCCAUGUGCUGUGGGCAUUGGUGGAGGAGCUCUUGCACCGACCAUUGACACGGGAAUGAUCGGCACGAGCUAUGGCCAAUUCAAGUUUGGAGUUGAGCACAUCUCGACCCAGUUAGCCCAACUCAGGAAGGGAGACGAUGAGACAGCGGAAUCCUACUGCAAUAGGGCCCGCACCAUCCGAGCGGAGCUGCUGACCAUUGGACAGGAGGUCCACAUGGCCACGUUUGCCGCCCACGUGCUGAAGGGCCUACCGCCGGAGUACGGAUUUCUUCGCCGCAAGCUCGAAAUUUCCAGCCCUGACAUGACGGUGGAACGCGUGUGCAGCGAGGUGUUGAUGGAGGAGCAGACUCUCUCCAUCGAACAGAGUUACAAGCAGAUCACCAGCGAUGCAUCUGCUUUCUCGGGCGCUGUCAACUCCAUCGUGGCUACAACGGGGGUCAACGGGAAGGAAGGAAAAGGGGGAAGGGAGCAGACGGACAAGAAGAAGGAUGGCAAGCGGGAGAAGAAGCGAGCCCCCUUCAAGGGGCGCUGCUACAACUGCAAUGAGGAGGGGCACAUGGCUGCCAAGUGCCCCAACAAGAAGAAAGAUACAACGCCCACGGCAGCCGCGAACGUAGCGUAA